Molecule: messenger RNA, 3513 nt
Organism: Penicillium lagena
Lineage: Eukaryota; Fungi; Ascomycota; Eurotiomycetes; Eurotiales; Aspergillaceae
Product: DNA repair ATPase SMC5
Exons: 6
Coding region: 1-3513 (1170 amino acids)
Biological process (GO): double-strand break repair via homologous recombination
Cellular component (GO): Smc5-Smc6 complex
Molecular function (GO): ATP binding; ATP hydrolysis activity
Source: RefSeq, a predicted model, not a curated record
AUGUCAUCGGCCAGCAUAGUUCCUCACCGCCGCCGACGGGAUGAAGACGAUGAGGAGAGCGACUCAUCCACGUCUUCAGACCCCUCCCAAACCUCCAGCACCAAACGCCCUCGCCUUGACUCCACCACCCACGACGAUGACUCGAGCUCCGCAGACGAAGCGGAUGACGAUACAGAUACCCAACAGGCCCCUGAUUUACGGCUCUCGCAACCACCGAGUACUCAAAAUGUGCUUGGUCCAGGCGGCUACAAGCCCGGCGCGAUCGUGCGGAUCAAGGUGACCGACUUCGUCACGUACACCUCGGCGGAAUUCUUUCCUGGACCGAAAUUGAACAUGGUUAUCGGACCGAAUGGAACGGGUAAAAGUACACUUGUUUGUGCGAUCUGUUUAGGUCUCGGAUGGGGCCCGACGCAUCUGGGACGAGCCAAAGAAACGGGGGAAUUUGUCAAACAUGGUUGCCGAGAAGCAACCAUCGAAAUCGAACUAGCAGGACCGCCGCUAUUUCGCCAGAACGUUGUGAUCACCCGAAACAUCAAGCGCGAUGGCAACAAAAGCACGUUUACAAUAAAUAAGCGGCCGGUCUCUAAAGCAGACGUGCUGAAGGUUGCGCAAAAAUUCUCCAUCCAGGUCGACAACCUGUGCCAGUUUCUCCCACAAGACAAAGUCGCCGAGUUUGCUGCUCUCACGCCGGUCGAGCUUCUGCAUUCUACGCAGAGAGCUGCGGCGGGCCCGGAGAUGAUCCAGUGGCACGAUGCCUUGAAGAAAUUGAGAGUCGAGCAGAAACGUCUCGACAUGGACCAUCGAGCCGAUAAGGAUGUGUUGACAAACCUCGAGAACCGACAGGAGAUGCAGCGAGCAGACGUCGAGAGAAUGCGCCAGCGAACGGAAAUCCAGAGGAAGAUCGAGAUCCUCGAAUUCUUGCGUCCGGUCCUGGUGUAUAAGGAUCAUCACAAAGCUCAAGCGGAAGUGACAGCAAGAAAAGAAGAGCUCUCAGCGGAGUACGACCAACUUAACAGAGAGCUUGAGCCUGCCAUGAGGGCCAUCACGGCAAAGGAGACCUAUUCUGAACAGCUGGGCGAAGUCAAGAAACACCAACGGGAGACUGUUUCAAGUCUUUCUCGGGCUGCCAAGGCUGGCUCAGACAAAAUCGAUGAACUUCGGGACUCUAUCAAGGACCUGAACGGACAGAUUGAGGCCGAAAGGAAAAGCAGCCAAAAGCACAAAGCUGAAGCGACCACUACGCAGCAGACCAUCAAUAAAUUGCGACGUCAGCUGGAAGAAGAAGCUGUGGAGUUUGAUGUGGAUUACUACAACGAGAAGCUGAAGGAAAAACGACUCCAGGGCCGAGAUCUCGAAACACGGGCUCGGGAAAUCAAGGACAAACGAGCCCCUAUCAUGGAAAAGAUAUCGGGACUUGAAGGGAACAUUCGGGAUGCUCAGCGACAACUGGACAAUUUGAAUUCUGUUUCAGGACGACAGGAAGCAAAGCUCGAGAAACUCUCAUCCGACUCCCACAAAGCUUAUCAGUGGAUCCUCAGAAACCAAGACAAGUUCGAAAAAGAGGUCUUUGGCCCGCCACUUGUUACUUGCUCUGUCAAAGAUCCCAAAUACGCCGAUGCAAUGGAAUCUUUGUUUCAACGGGCCGAUUUCACAGUUUUCACAGUGCAGUGCCGUCAGGAUUUCCGCACUCUGCAGCAAGCACUGACCAGAGACUUGGGACUCCAUGACUUCAGUAUCAAAACCUGCUCGAUAGAAUUGUCUUCAUUCCAAUCUCCGUUCUCAGACGAUGAACUGCAUCAACUCGGUUUUGAUGGGUGGGCCAAAGACUACCUCAGCGGCCCCGAGCCUGUUUUGGCUCUGUUCUGCAGUGAAAAUCGAAUGCACCAGACCCCCAUAUCUCUCCGGGACAUCUCGGACGAGGAAUUUGCCCGAUUGGAGAAGGGAAGCCUCAGUUCUUGGGUAGCUGGGAGGCGCAGCUAUCAAAUCACUCGACGACGGGAGUAUGGUCCGGACGCAACAUCGACUCGUGUUCGUCAAAUCAAACCUGCGCAAGCUUGGACUUCGCAGCCUGUCGAUGACUCAGUCCGACGCGGGCACCAGCAGAAUAUCAGUAUGUGGAAUAGCGAACUACAGGAAGCCAAAGCUACACUGGAACGCGAGAGAGCGGUUUUGGCGGAGGUCAAGGCCAGCUACGAACAGAACGAGCGAGAGAAGGAAGAGAUUGAAGCCGAGAAGGCUGAGAAGCAGACGGCACAUACACAGCAUCGAGCUAUCCCUGAGAAGAUCAAUCAACAGGAGACCAAAUUGAACGGUCUGCAGGAACUCUUCCAAGAAGUUCGGCAAAGAGUGCUCAACAUUCGCAACCGACAAGAUGAGAUCUCUAUCGAGAAAGCCGAGGCAACUCUCGAAUAUGCGGAUACCGUUCAAGAACUUCAAGAAGCCCAUGAGGAACUCAUCAAAAUUGAGAUCCUGCAUAUCGAAGCGACGUCUGAUAUUGCGACCCUGCGACAACGCCAGAGUGAUAGUACUGCGAUUCUUGGAGAAAAGAAAGCUCAAUUGAGGAACAUAAUUAACGAGGUCAACGACAUGGCUGUAAGGAGACGAGAGCUCCAUAAAAAGGCGAAGGCUGUCUAUCGCACCGCCGGAGAACAACCUGACGCAGAGGCUGUGCUCGCCAGCCUUGGCGAUCACGACUUGAACCGGCUCAACGCAGAUAUCGAUUCUGAAAAGGCGCGCCUCGAACUCACCCAUGGAGGAGACAGCAACACGAUCCGGGAAUUCGAGGAGCGUGAAAAGCAGAUCGCGAAAUUGCACGACAAGCUCAGCCAAUUCCAGACCAAAUUGUCUGAAAUCGACACUGCCAUCGCCGAGAUUCGACGCAACUGGGAGCCCAGACUGGAUGCGCUUAUCCAAAAGAUCAGCGAUGCGUUCGCGGAUUCCUUCGCGCGCAUUGGAUGUGCCGGCCAGGUCAGUUUGGACAAGGUACAAGCAGAGCCCGGUCCGAAUGGCGAGCCCGGAGGCCACGAUUUUGACCAGUGGUCAAUUCAAAUCCAUGUCAAGUUCCGCAACCAAGAGAACCUCUCGCUCCUAAACUCCCACCGGCAGUCCGGUGGUGAGCGAGCCGUGAGUACGAUCUUCUAUCUCAUGGCGUUGCAGUCACUUUCCGCAUCACCGUUCCGCGUUGUCGAUGAGAUCAACCAAGGAAUGGACCCACGGAAUGAGCGUAUGGUACAUGGUCGCUUGGUCGAUAUCGCCUGCGACUCCGAGUCCGAGGAUGGCAGCGGAGGGGGCCAGUACUUCCUCAUCACACCGAAAUUACUUACUGGACUGGCCUACAAGCCCGGCAUGAGGGUGCUUUGCAUCUACAGUGGUGAGCACAUGCCGACGGACUACGCCCAGCUCGACUUCAAGCUGGCGAUCCGGAAUAUGAAGGCGAUUAGGGAGAAGAGCGGACAAAGCACCGGCACCGGCCAGGCCAUCGCCAGCAGUAGCCGAGUGGAUGUCUAUGCCUGA